AUGGCCAAAAUUCUGAAAUCCAUCAUUGUGCUCUUCAUAUUAUUGGCAUCAAACUUGGUUGAUGCCAAAAUGCGAGUGAGUGUGACCAACAUGUUAGAUCAUAACCUGGACUUGACUAUCCACUGCAAGUCCAAAGAUGACGACCUCGGGGAGCAUCUUAUUCAUCACUUACAACGCUAUGAGUUUGCAUUCGGCGAAACAUUCUUUGGUACAACUCAAUUCUUUUGUGGCUUUCAAUGGAAAGGAGCCUUCAAGUGGUUUGAUAUAUACAUAGAGAAAAGGGAUGCAUGUUAUUCUGGACGCUGCAAUUGGAAAAUUAAGCAGCAUCAAGCAUGUAUGCAUGACGGUGACAGUGAGAUUGAGAUUUGUUAUCCAUACAAUAAAGUAGGAUGA
This is a messenger RNA of Neltuma alba, 393 nucleotides long. RefSeq names its product S-protein homolog 2-like. The record is from RefSeq and is a predicted model, not a curated record. NCBI's taxonomy places the organism in Eukaryota, Viridiplantae, Streptophyta, Magnoliopsida, Fabales, Fabaceae. The coding region runs from base 1 to 393 and encodes 130 amino acids. The transcript has a single exon.